AUGACCGCCACGCCUCUCGACCAGAUGGCCGUGCAGCAUGGUCUCGGCGACGAUCAGGAUGUGCCAGCCCUCUCGUCGCCACUACCUGAGCCUCAAGAGUCGGCAGCUCAGCAGCCAUCUCGGCAGCCACCGGGUAUCCACGUUGCCUCACACACCGGUCCCGCUCGACCUUCCAUCAGCUUCGGCUCCCGGUCGUCGUCAUCGACUUUGUCUUCUAAUCGCGCGAAACCCAACUUGCUUGGCUCCGACGGCUUCGGAAAGCUUGGUGCGCAUCUCUGGGCUCAGCGGGAAGAAAGCGUAGUGCGUAAUCGCCAGGGAAGCGUGCUCAAUCGUGGCCUCAUUCUCAAAACCGAUCACUUUGCCGGCGGCGCGCGUCAUGCUCAUCUCAACUUGCACCUUCAAGGCGCUCCCAACUUCCGUAAGGCAGAUUGCUCCCUCGAGGUCUAUGGCGUCGCACAACCAACCAUCACCGGUCUCAAGACCAUCCUGUCGGUGCUCAACGCUCGUCCCACCAAGGACACGACCGCAUCGCAAAGCUUCGAAUUGAGGUUGCCAAGUCAUGUAGCAUCGACGUCAGCCAACUUGCCUCAGACGACCUCGCCCUUCAGCUCGCCUUCCCUCAAUCAGCCACAGGAUGCUUCUGCCCAUGGUAGCACGCGCAAGUCCUCGGCACAGCCAGAAAAGGCUCGCAGGUGCGUUUGGGUCUGCACAAGAGAGGAACCCGUGAUCUACGUGGGUGGCAGGCCUUUCGUGCUGCGAGAAGCCGAACGACCUGUGAGCACCUUUGAGCUCAGCAUGCGAGCUGACAACCUCGAGGCCAUUGAAUCUCGGCUCAAACAGGAUAUUUUACGCGAGUCGUCCAAAUACGGCGGUCUCGUCAUGGUACACGAAGAGACAGCCACCGGUCAGAUCGCGCCCACAUGGAUCGCCGUCGACGAAGCUUCCGUUCACACAGUUCGCGAAGUGUGGGACCGCGUCAAGACCGAAGGCUGGAGGGUUGACUACCAUCGUAUUCCCAUUGCGGAGGAUCAGGCCAUCGAGAAUAACUACCUCGAUGCCUACGCUCAAGUCAUCAAGGAUCUUGACCCCACGGAAACCAGUCUCGUCGCCAAUUGUGGCAUCGGCUUCACUCGAACCACAUUUGCCAUGGUCGCUGCUGUCAUCCUGCGAAGAAAGCAGAUGCUCUUGCUGGGCCACGAGGAUCCCUUUGCUCCGCUAUCUGGUCCGCAAAAGUCGCCGAUACAGACGCCUGCCAACGGAACGCCUCAUUCCGGCGUGGCUCGCUCGCUUCGCCAGGCUGGAGAGCAACAGGCGCAGAAUCUUUCCCUUUUGCGUCUCAUUCGCGUUCUCAAUGUCAGUCUAUCGACACGCGACUCGCAAUCCACCAUCGAGAUUCUGCUCUCUAACCCAGCUUUGCUCGAGUCGCUUCGCAAAGCAAAUUCGGGUGAUUACGGCAUCAUCAGGCAGCUUGCUGGUCUUCUCGACGAAGGUCUCGAAAACAAGGCCAUCGUCGACAACGCCAUCGAUUCCUGUGCCCACGUGACCAAUCUGCGAGAGACCAUCCUUUCGUCACGAAUUCGAUACUCGACAGACGCAUUGGACGAGGCGCAGGCCGCUUCGCACCUCGAAAAAGCCGCCAAGUCGCUCGAAAAGUAUUUUUUCCUCGUCGCAUUUGCCAGCUACGUCAACGCUAGUAAGACGGCCACCUUCCAACACCGCUUUGCUAAUUGGCUCAAGAAUCGCGCCGAGAUUUGGCGAGGCAUUCAGCUCAUUCGAUCUAAGGGUCGUCGCCUCUACUUUUUCGAUCCCGUCGGCGAUCUGCGCAUCCUCAGUGGAGGCAAGGCCGGCGAGCUGGUCGCGACCAACGAGAAGCUGCAGAGCCGAUUCGGUGAGGUCUCCGGCCAGGGUGCCCAGGUACCGGGAGACGAGUUCGCCGACUAUGUCAUCCGCAAUCGCGCCGGUAUUGUCCUGCGUCCGUUUACUUUGCUCAAGUGCGACAUCUGGCGCAAAUUCAUCGAACGCAAUGCCGGUCUGCCCAUCCGUGGCACCGUCAACUUCCGCCGCAUCCCAGGAAGCAACAUCUUUGCCACGGGUCAACCCACUGUGGACGGCAUCCGCAAUGUGGUUGCCGCUCUUCAGCAGCACUAUGCCAGCAAGGGUGACACCGCGAGCUUCCCCACACGCACCGUCACCUGGAUCAACCUGCGAGAGGAGCCCAUCGUCUACGUCAAUGGCAAGCCCUAUUGUCUGCGUCAAAAGGGCAUGUCACUGCGCAACAUCAAGGCGUACAGUGGCAUCAACUGGGACCGUCUUUUGCUGCUCGAAGACCGUCUCAAGAAUGACGUUGUCAAUGAGCUGGAAUCUGGCGAAGGGCGUCUCCUUCUGCACACCGAGACAUCGGACGGCACCAUCAUCCCCAUCUGGGAAGAGGCGACCCCGGCCGAUGUUGACACAGUCCAGGACAUCAUGUCUCAUAUCGGCACCGAUUUCAAGGACAAGGUCCAGCUGCGCUUCCGAAGGAUUCCCAUGACGGCGGAGAAGCCUCCGGACUUUUCCGACAUUAGCGAGCUUCUAUCGGCGGUGCUUCAGGCCAACGUGGAGCGACAGCCGGUCGUGCUCAACUGUCAGCUUGGGCGCGGUCGCAGCACCAUGACGGCCGUGCUCAUCCUCAUGAUCACUCGAUGGCUCCAGCAGGGACAUAGCAAGCUUCCUGAAGCCAAAUUGCAGGAGGUGCGCGAAGAUGAGGAUGGCUCAAAAGCGCUGGACAGCAUCAAGGACUCGGAUGGACUUCGACUCACUAGCUCGGCUCAGGACAGCGGCUCAACUACACCAUAUGCGCGUGAUACUGUCAACGCCGACUUACUCGACGACGUCAUUGGCUCUGACUCUGGCGAUGGGAGCCAGCCUCCAAAGCGCGCUCCUUUGAGCUACCAUGUCAUCAACAGCCUGCUGCGUGUCAUCCCCAGAGGUCUCGAGGUCAAAAAGAUGGUCGAUGACUGCAUCGAUCAAUGCGCGACGGUGACCAAUCUCCGCGAAGCCAUCGAGGAAGCGCGUCUCGCCGCCGAAGACACCGAAGACGAAGCACUGCGCAAGAAACACAUUCAGAGCGCCAUCCACAACCUGCGCAGAUACUUUCUGCUCAUCGUGUUCCAGUCGUACCUCACCCAGACUCGACCCGACCUGCUCGAGGCAUCGCCGAGCUUCCGCUCAUUUGUCACUCGCCAGCCCGUGUUCGAUACCAUCGCUAAAGAGUUCGACAAGAUCGACAUAUCGACCAUCAUGCCGUUGCAGAAGGUGGAUGCAAGCGAUGGAGUGGCGCUGUCGGACGAGGUGCAGGAGGUGGUUUCGCAUCGCAAUGGAAGCAUCUUGUCGGCGUACACGAUGCUCAAAUCGGACUUUUUCAGCGGCAUUCUCAAGCUGGGUUUGCCAGAGCGCAUCGACGGUAUGCCGAACCUGCGUGGUGUGCCGCUGCUGCUGACGCCGCCCGGUCAGGCGAAUGGGGCGAAUCAGCCGUCGACGCCGAUGACGCCUAAGACGCCGCUCAUGGCGCAUGGUCGCGAGACAUGGGGUUCGGGCAUGCCUACUGUCGACGGUCUGCGUCGUGGCUUGACGCGGAUGGGCGCGGCGCCCAACGGACCAGCCAAAGUGGUAUGGACUUCGCUUCGAGAGGAGCCUGUGCUGUACGUUAAUGGCCGCCCGCAUGUGCUGCGUCUGGCCGACCAGCCGAUCACCAACAUCGAAGCGACCGGCGUCACCACAGAUGUGGUGGAAGGCAUGGAGUUGGCACUCAAGAAUGACAUGCUCAAGGAAGCUGCCGAGCGCGGAGGACGUGUGCUGCUGCACGACGAGACCGAGAUUCGCCAGGGUGAGUUCGACAUCAUCCCGGUGUGGGAGACGGUCAAGGAGGGGGAUGUGCUCACGCCGCGCGAGGUAUAUGAGCUCGUCCAACGCGAGGGGUACAAGGUGGACUAUGCUCGACUGGCGAUUACGGACGAGCAAGCUCCCGUACCUGCGGUGUUUUCGCAGUUGGAAGAGCGCGUGAUCACGGCGCUGCAGACGGGGUCUGCGUGUGUGUUCAACUGCCAGAUGGGGAGAGGACGUACGACGACAGGCAUGGUGAUUGCGUCGCUUGUUUCCACGGUGUGGCAUUAUGGCGACAAUCUGGUGGCCAGCUACGAGAUGUCCGGGUCCAUGGUGCUGCCCGCUUCUGGUUCGACGGACGAAGCUACAGGGGCGCAGGCGGUCAAUGCGACCGGCGACGACGAUGAGUCGUUCGGACAGCCCAAGGACAACCUGGACAACCGCGAGGACGUUUUGCGGCUGCAGGGCGAGUGGCGCACCAUCCUGCAGCUUGUCGGCGUGCUUUCGCAUGGCAAGCUUGCCAAGAAGCUGACAGAUCGCGCGAUCGACCGGAUGGAGGCGGUGCAGAACCUGCGCAAAGCCAUCUACGACUCGAAACUUCGUGCAGAUAAUGCAGAGGUGGGCACCAAGAAGCACAAGCAUCUCAGUGCGGUGUUCACCAACUAUCUGCAGCGGUACGGCUAUCUGAUCACGUUUGCAAACUACUUGUUGGAGAAAAGCGAGGCGGAUGGGUUUGUGCCGUUGUGGCCGGCUUUGGGUGGGGGUGGGCCCAUGGUGCCUUUGGAUGAUGGGCAGGAGGAUGCAGUGGGUGGUCGUGGUGGCGGGAGGCAGAGAUCCGAGUCGGUCUCGUCGCAGUUGUCGAGCUCGACGGCGUUUACGAGUUAUACGGAUGGUGCAGGGAGGAGGUUCCCGUCGUUCUUGGGGUGGCUGCAGCCGAGGAGGGAGAUUGGAAACAUUUUGGGCCGCGAUAGGCUCGAGUGA
Molecule: messenger RNA, 4842 nt
Organism: Sporisorium graminicola
Lineage: Eukaryota; Fungi; Basidiomycota; Ustilaginomycetes; Ustilaginales; Ustilaginaceae
Exons: 1
Coding region: 1-4842 (1613 amino acids)
Source: RefSeq, a predicted model, not a curated record